This is a messenger RNA of Rhodamnia argentea, 1093 nucleotides long. RefSeq lists its product as uncharacterized. The record is from RefSeq and is a predicted model, not a curated record. The transcript is spliced from 3 exons. NCBI's taxonomy places the organism in Eukaryota, Viridiplantae, Streptophyta, Magnoliopsida, Myrtales, Myrtaceae. Bases 228 to 857 code for a protein of 209 amino acids.
AAACUUUUGAAGUGUUGGCUUUUUCUCUUAAAGAGAGAUCACACAGUCAUCAUUCUCUGUUUCAGGCCAAACAGAAAGUUCCUUCUUCAUCCGCUCACCAAGCUCUUUCAGAGAGAAGUGAAAGAUUCAAGACCCAAAUUCGAGCGCAAUUGGUCAGGGAAGAAGUGCUCGACGGCGAAUUGUUGUUGCGAAUUUCGACUAGCUUGGAACCUCCAUUAAAGCUUCAAAUGGAGAAGCUUCUGAGGCCAUAUGAUAAAGAACACAUGAAGUUGGCAAUGUUAAAGCAUGAAGAGACAUUCAGAGAGCAGGUUUAUGAACUUCAUCGUCUGUACCGAAUCCAGAAGGCAUUGAUGAAGAACUCUAAGAGCCGCAGCUGCAGCAUCCAUGGGGAAGGACUAAACCUAGAGAAAUCGAAUUACAUUAAUAGUCACAAUUCUAAUCCACUACCAAGCUCAAAGAUGAGCGUCAACUUUGAACGGCUGGCCGGUAUAUACAACAAUGCGGAACCGGAGGGAUUGGUCAGAGCUAAUUUGGAGAUUUUAGACGAGAGCGAGAUUGAGCUGACAUUAGGCCCGGCAAGCUUCAAGAACAGGAGGAGUAAGAAAACGGAUGCGGCGUUGACUUCCGAUUCCAGUCCAACCUUUUCUUCUUCCUCCUCGAGAUCGUCGAGCCACAAUGGGUCACAGUCCGGCACACAUCAGUUGAGUCCUCCUGUUCAGAUGCCUUAUGCCAACAAAGCUUCUGAAAAUCGCGGGAAAGGCGGAACCAGCGACGGAGUCGAAGAGGGCUUGAUUAGAAAGAGAGUCCUAAAACAGCCCCCUUGGCUUUUCCAGGUCUUGAGUUUGAACUCUAGUUAAGAGAAGUUAGAAUGAUUCUGGGAUUUCUCCAGCGAACUGUUUCCAGUAGACUAAUUUGGCCUCUGAUUGAUAAUUUGACGUGCGGAUCUUUUGCCUUUUUCAUUUCUUUCCUUUCCCACCUCUAUUUCUAGUCUAGUGGGUGGGAUUCUUGUUGUAAAAAAUUGCUCCUUUCUUUGGCUUGCAGAAAACCCGUGAAGAUUUCAGAAAAUAGUUAACAUCAGUUUAGCUUUGUCCAA